Molecule: messenger RNA, 99 nt
Organism: Aspergillus niger
Lineage: Eukaryota; Fungi; Ascomycota; Eurotiomycetes; Eurotiales; Aspergillaceae
Exons: 3
Coding region: 1-99 (32 amino acids)
Source: RefSeq, a predicted model, not a curated record
AUGGCGUUUAUCUUACUAAGUCUUACUGCUACUGCUACCUCUACUGCUACUACUACUUUGGUGCACUCACGCCGAAGGAAUGAUCUGAUUGAAAAAUAA